Messenger RNA from Trachymyrmex cornetzi, 1435 nucleotides. RefSeq lists its product as uncharacterized. Gene Ontology annotation, molecular function: glutathione transferase activity. Gene Ontology annotation, biological process: glutathione metabolic process. The coding region runs from base 102 to 1364 and encodes 420 amino acids. The record is from RefSeq and is a predicted model, not a curated record. The transcript has 10 exons. Lineage: Eukaryota; Metazoa; Arthropoda; Insecta; Hymenoptera; Formicidae.
CGGUCCAACGAAACGCUCAGUCGUUCUUGAUACGCGAACAGGUUCACAUCGAUUGUCAGAGUCUCGGAUUUCUACAAUAGAUUAAUACAGACUGCAAGAAAAUGUACAAGUUAUUGUAUUUCAACGUUACCGGCCUUGGGGAGUCAAUUAGGUUUUUGUUAAAUCAAUGUGGCAUUAAAUUUGAGGAUGUUAGGUUUACCUCCGAUGAUUGGCCAAAACAUAAACCAAACGUGCCCAUGGGACAAGUGCCAGUCUUAGAGAUCGACGGGAAGCAAUAUCAUCAGUCCAGGGCCAUCGGACGAUUCCUCGCCAAGAAGGGCAAUUUAUAUGGGUCUGAUGAUUUCGAGGCUAUGGAGAUUGAUGCUACUAUUGAUUCUAUGGACGACAUAAGAUUAGCAUUAUCCCAAUAUUACUGGGAAAAAGAUCCCGCUUUCAAAGAGAAACUCAAAGAGACUGCCUUCCAAAAAUUGCCCUAUUAUCUCGACAAAUUCGAGGCUCAAGUUAAGAAGAACGGCGGAUAUUUCGUUGGUGGCAAGCUGUCGUGGGCAGAUCUCCUGUGGGCUGCAUAUUUCGAUUAUCUGAGUUUUGUUCUGGGGGAUGAUCCGAAUAAGGAUCAUUCCGAAUUGAAGAAACUAGUGGAGAAAGUUCGUGCUUUGCCUAACAUUAAAGCUUAUAUUGAGAAGCGACCCACAACCCAAAUCUUUAAUCAGUUUCUCUGCAAUCUAAUAACAACUAAUAUUAUUGCGGAACAAAAUAUGCCGACGUAUAAGUUAAUGUAUCUCAACGCUACUGGCAUUGGGGAGCCAAUUAGGUUCUUGUUAAGUCAUUGUGGCAUCAAAUUUGAGGAUAUCAGAAUCACUUUUGAUGAAUGGCCAAAGUAUAAACCAAACAUGCCCAUGGGACAAGUGCCGGUCCUGGAGAUUGAUGGGAAGCAAUAUCAUCAGUCUAAGGCUAUUGGACGAUUCAUCGCCAAGAAGGGCAAUUUAUACGGAUCCGAUGAUUUCGAGGCUAUGGAGAUUGAUGCUGUAGUCGAUUCUAUCGAUGAUAUAAGACACGCAAUGGGCCAUUAUUAUAUGGAACAAAAUCCCACCUUCAAAGCGAAACUCAAGGAAAUCGUCUUCCAAAAAUUGUACCACUCUCGCGAUAAGUUUGAAGAACAAGUUAAGAAGAACGGCGGAUACCUCGUCGGUGGCAAAUUGUCUUGGGCAGAUUUCCAAUGGGCUGGACAUUGUGACAUUCUGAGCUCUAUUCUGGCUGUGGAUCCGAAUGAAGAUCAUCCCGAAUUGAAAAAACUAGUGGAGAAAGUUCGCGCUUUGCCCAACGUUAAAGCUUACAUCGAAAAGCGACCUAAAACUGAAUUUUAAAUAAACCCUUUGCAACGAUUAUAACUAAUUGUAAGUAAUGCAGCGAAAAACCUGCACCUAUUAGAAGAAAU